GCGGUUGGUUUACAAGGAGCUGCCACUUGUUUAUUAACGGCUGCUCGUACAUUAACAACCAAUAAUAGUUCUUUGGAGAAUGAAAUCGGAGAGCAACGUGAUUUAAAUUUACUUAGAGAGUUUAACUCGGGGGAUCUAAGAAGUUUUUUACUUCGAUAUGUCGAGACUCUUGUUGAAAAUGAUGUGAUUUUCAAAAAUUAUGAAAAUAUUAAUGCUAAUCUUAAUAAUAGUAGUAACAGUAGCAAAAAUGAUGCGCUUUUGGAAAUUGAAGAACUAACUAAACCAAUAGCUGCAUCAUCAUCAAAACAUAAUAGCAGUAAAAGCAAUGCCGUUAGCAAUAGUAGCAGCAGUAGAAGCAAGGCCAAUUCCAGCGCCGAUACUGAAAAUGGAACCAAGAAAAAACGUAAUAGAAUAAAAAAACCUGUUGAUCCGAAUGCACCAAAAAAACCUGUUAGCGCGUUUCUCCUUUACCAAAAAGAUGUCCAAGAUGAAAUACGUAAAGAAUUCCCCGACACUAAAUGGAACGAUAUUUUACGCAUUAUUAGUCAACGAUGGCAAAGUCUUUCAAACGAUGACAAAAAGAUAUAUGAAACCAAACUUCAACAGGCAAGGCAAAAUUAUGAAAUUGAAUAUAAAACUUAUAUGGAAAAUAAGGAUAAUUCAUCAUCAAAUAUGAUUGAGACCACCGAUGACAAUAAAGAAACCGCUUCUAGUUCCAAAACAACAAAUAAAUUAAACCGAAAAUCAAACACCCUUGAAAAUACUAUAUCAAAAAGUUCAAAAUCUCAAAAUAAUAGUGGUGGUAGCGGCACGUCGAAAAAACGUAAAGAAGGGAUGGAUGACGGCGAUGAUAAGUUUAAAAAUCAUAUCAAAAAAUCCAAGAAAGACAAGAUCAACUUUACAAAUAUUGGUGACGGAGAAGAAUAUGGCGAUGAUCUAGCAGCAAGAAAAAGAUCUCAUAUAAAAAUAGAAGGAGAUGAGGCUGUUAGACCUACAAUAAUACUUAUUUUGAACCGACCUCGUCUUAGAGAAUAUAACUAUGAUUUACUUGAAUCUAGAAAGCAUAUGGCUAUUACUUGUAAUGGAAAGGACUUCUUUAUCCCUAUAAUUCCAGCAAGAGAUGAGCACAAAAAAAUGAAUUCACCAGUUUUGGAAGCAUUAAAUCAUUAG
Messenger RNA from Entrophospora sp. SA101, 1170 nucleotides. NCBI's taxonomy places the organism in Eukaryota, Fungi, Glomeromycota, Glomeromycetes, Entrophosporales, Entrophosporaceae. The record is from the annotation of a GenBank genome assembly.